Molecule: messenger RNA, 1635 nt
Organism: Salvia hispanica
Lineage: Eukaryota; Viridiplantae; Streptophyta; Magnoliopsida; Lamiales; Lamiaceae
Product: GDSL esterase/lipase At1g33811-like
Molecular function (GO): hydrolase activity, acting on ester bonds
Source: RefSeq, a predicted model, not a curated record
AUUGCAAAAAAUGUAUAUUUUCCGACAAAUAUUUUUGUGGGCAAUUCUCAUUUUCUUGCACUUAGCAAAUGCUAAGGCUUGCAAUAGCAAUGGGUGUUCACAAGUUCGAGGUUUCUUCAUAUUUGGAGAUUCACUAGUUGACAAUGGCAAUAACAAUGACAUGUUGACUCUUGCUAGGGCGGACUAUAGUCCCUACGGCGUCGAUUUUUCGGAUGGUGCCACGGGGCGUUUCACCAACGGCCGUACCUUUGUUGACGUGUUAGCUCAAUUGUUGGGGUUCCCUAACUACAUUCCUCCCUAUGCUGAGGCUCGUGGCCGAGCCUUGCUGCAAGGAGCGAAUUAUGCCUCGGGGGCAUCUGGAAUACGAGAUGAAACAGGAAAUAAUUUGGGUGACCACUCCUCGAUGAACCAACAAGUCUCGAGCUUCGCCAAGACAGUGAGGCAGCUAAGGAGAUACUUCAAUGAAGACAACGACAGCCUAUGCAACUACCUAAGCAAAUGCAUCUUCUACUCGGGUUUAGGCAGCAACGACUAUCUCAACAACUACUUCAUGCGCGACUACUACUCAACCGGUGACCAAUACACCCCCGCAGCCUACGCAGCUUCCCUCAUUCGCGACUACACCGAACAAUUAACGGACUUAUACAAUUUGGGGGCGAGGAAGGUGGUGGUGGCCGGAGUCGGACCAAUAGGCUGCAUACCGUAUCAGCUAGCGCGACUCGAUGGGAACAACAGCCGAUGCAACGAGGAAAUCAACAGCGCGAUCUCCCUCUUCAACGCUGGCCUCAGAAGAGUCGUGGACCGGUUCAAUGGAGGCCGGUUUCCCGGGGCCAGAUUCGUGUAUCUCGACUCGUUUCAGAGCAGCCAAGAUUUGAUUGAGAAUGCAAGAACAUAUGGAUUUGAUGUGAUUGACGAGGGGUGUUGCGGCGUGGGGAAGAACAACGGGCAGAUCACGUGCCUCCCGCUUCAAAUGCCCUGUGACGAGCGCGGGAAGUACGUGUUCUGGGACGCGUUUCAUCCGACUGAGGCCGCGAACGUCAUUCUCGCCCGAAAAGCAUACGGUUCUAAGACGAGAUCGCAUGCGUACCCUAUGAAUAUACAACAGUUAGCGUCGCUCUAGCAACGGAAGAGCGCGUAUGGACCCAACUUUUAGCGUAUUCCAAAAAAUAUCCUUGACUCGAGUAUUCACUUUAAAACUUCUAAUUUUGAGUGAAUUUUGAUUUCUAGUGACGGAAUAAUGAAUCAACUCGUUGGAUUAUCAGAUGUUUCAUAGAUGGACUUUUUUUCCAUCUAAGCAUCAAAACGCAUCUAAUAAUCCGACAUGUGAUUCAUCGUUCCGUCAUUGGAAUUAUGAGUUACUACUAUUAAUAAAAAAAAAUCAAAAAUUGGAAGAAUUUAAAGUGAACGUUAGUUCGCAAGUAUUUUUUGGAAAACACUUAAAGGUGGUGUCACAAUCUAUGGAUAACCAUUUUUCACUUUCAAAUGUUCUAGUUUUCUGUAUUACUACUAUGUAAUAACCAUUUCUAUUCCUUAUUACAAAUGUAAUUUUGAUGAUGAGUCGAUGAAUUGUGAACUAGUGUUUGUUGCAAUUGAAGUCAUAUUUGGAAUAAAAAUCAAAUAAAUUCAAGUGCAGAA